This is a messenger RNA of Cucumis melo (muskmelon), 1105 nucleotides long. RefSeq names its product aquaporin PIP1-2-like. Gene Ontology annotation, cellular component: vacuole; plasmodesma; plasma membrane. The coding region runs from base 68 to 946 and encodes 292 amino acids. Gene Ontology annotation, molecular function: water channel activity. The transcript is spliced from 3 exons. Gene Ontology annotation, biological process: response to water deprivation; transmembrane transport. Lineage: Eukaryota; Viridiplantae; Streptophyta; Magnoliopsida; Cucurbitales; Cucurbitaceae. The record is from RefSeq and is a predicted model, not a curated record.
ACGCCGUUCUGCACCAUUGUCUUCACCUACUGAAAAACACACAGUAUCCUAAAAGGAAGAAGAAAUCAUGGAGGGAAAGGACGAGGAUGUCCGAUUGGGAGCCAAUAAGUUCACCGAGAGGCAGCCCAUUGGGACGGCGGCGCAGAGCCAAGACGAUGCCAAGGACUACAAAGAGCCACCACCGGCUCCUCUCUUCGAGCCAGAGGAGCUCACUUCAUGGUCUUUUUACAGAGCAGGAAUCGCCGAGUUUUUCGCUACUUUUCUCUUUCUUUACAUCACCGUUUUGACUGUCAUGGGUGUCGUCCGGUCCAAGGAAGCGGAUGGUAAUACCUGUAAGACAGUCGGGAUUCAGGGGAUCGCUUGGGCUUUCGGUGGUAUGAUUUUUGCUCUCGUUUACUGUACUGCUGGAAUCUCCGGUGGCCACAUUAACCCAGCGGUCACUUUUGGGUUGUUCCUGGCAAGGAAAUUGUCGUUGACUAGGGCGAUUUUCUACAUGGUCAUGCAAUGCCUUGGUGCUAUCUGCGGCGCGGGAGUGGUGAAGGGGUUCCAACCCAAGCCCUACGAAAGGCUCGGGGGUGGAGCUAACGUUGUGAGCGACGGUUACUCCAAAGGGGAUGGCCUUGGCGCUGAGAUCGUGGGUACUUUCAUUCUUGUUUACACCGUCUUCUCCGCCACUGAUGCUAAACGUAGCGCCAGAGACUCACACGUUCCGAUAUUGGCGCCGCUACCGAUUGGGUUUGCAGUGUUCUUAGUCCACUUGGCGACAAUUCCGAUCACCGGCACCGGCAUCAACCCAGCUCGGAGUUUGGGAGCAGCCAUCAUCUUCAACAAGGACAAAGCGUGGGAUGAUCAUUGGAUAUUCUGGGUUGGACCAUUCAUCGGAGCAGCAUUGGCAGCUUUAUACCAUCAAGUUGUGAUUAGAGCCAUUCCCUUCAAGUCCAAGUGAAUUACAUCGAAGAAUUUUCAAUCCAAUGUUUGAAUUUUAUGAAUUUGUAUGCAUCUUUUUGUAUGAAAAUCAAGUGUUAAUUUAAUGGAGUGAAGUGUUGUUGAUUUGUGUAAAUUCUUCCAACGUUAAUAAAAUGGGGUUUUUCUUUUUGCUCUUUCA